AUGCUCCAGCUUCAAAGAGCAGCGCAAAAAAACGUUGCACGGAGGUUGCAUAAAGCAACUGUCCAGCUCGGCGCGUGGAACUCUCACCGGGGGCUUGCUACACCCUCAGGUCCAUAUGACGCCGUCGUUAUUGGUGGAGGUCCUGGUGGAUAUGUUGCAGCAAUCAAGGCUGCUCAGCUGGGAUUGAAGACUGCAUGUAUAGAGAAGCGUGGCAGCCUUGGAGGCACUUGUCUUAAUGUCGGUUGCAUACCUUCAAAAGCCAUGUUGAACAACUCUCAUAUCUACCACCAAACGCAACAUGACCUCCAAAAGCGUGGUAUUGAUGUUACUGGCGUUUCCCUCAACCUUCCGCAGAUGCUGCAGGCCAAGGAGCAAUCCGUUGUUGGCCUCACCAAGGGUAUUGAGAUGCUCUUCAAGCAGAACAAAGUCGACUACAUUAAGGGCAGUGCAUCGUUUGUAUCCGCAACGCGUAUCGCGGUUCAGCUCAAUGAUGGCGGGUCGACCGAGGUGGAGGCGAAGAACGUCAUCAUUGCCACUGGCUCCGAAGUCGCACCUUUCCCAGGCGGUGCUAUUGAGAUUGACGAGAAGCAAAUCGUCAGCUCAACUGGUGCCCUUGAAUUGCAGAAGGUACCUGAGAAGAUGGUCGUCAUCGGUGGUGGCAUCAUUGGCCUCGAAAUGGGCAGCGUAUGGAGUCGCUUGGGCGCAGAAGUGACUGUUGUUGAGUUCCUGGGCACAAUUGGAGGCGCCGGUAUUGAUGAGGAGGUUGCCAAGCAAUUCCAGAAAAUUCUUACCAAGCAGGGCAUCAAGUUCAAACUCAACACCAAGGUCCUUUCUGCGGACAAGCAAGACGGGAAUGUCAUCAUUCAGACUGAGUCUGCCAAGGGCGACAAGCAGGAAAUCCUUGAAGCAGAUGUUGUCCUUGUUGCUGUCGGCCGUCGUCCGUAUACUGAGGGUCUCAACCUUGAGGCUGUCGGUAUCGAGAAAGACAACAAGGGCCGCAUUGUCAUCGACGACCAGUUCAACACAUCAGUAAAGAACAUCAAGUGCAUUGGCGACGUGACCUUCGGACCUAUGCUUGCUCACAAGGCUGAGGAGGAAGGCAUUGCUGCUGUUGAGUACAUCAACGCAGGGCACGGCCACGUCAACUACAAUGGCAUUCCUUCUGUUGUCUACACUCACCCUGAAGUAGCAUGGGUAGGAAAGACUGAGCAGGAACUUAAAGCCGCUGGUGUAAAAUACAACAUCGGCAAAUUCCCCUUCGCUGCAAACUCGCGUGCUAAGACCAACCAGGACAGCGAGGGUUUUGUGAAGUUCAUUAGCGAGAAGGAGACGGACCGCAUUCUAGGUGUCCACAUCAUCGGCCCUAACGCCGGCGAGAUGGUCUCAGAAGCUGUUCUGGCUAUGGAAUACGGUGCAAGUUCCGAGGAUAUUGCACGGACAACGCAUGCUCACCCCACCCUGAGCGAGGCAUUCAAGGAAGCAGCAAUGGCUGCCUACGGGAAAGCCAUUCACUUCUAG
Molecule: messenger RNA, 1518 nt
Organism: Suillus subaureus
Lineage: Eukaryota; Fungi; Basidiomycota; Agaricomycetes; Boletales; Suillaceae
Exons: 10
Coding region: 1-1518 (505 amino acids)
Cellular component (GO): oxoglutarate dehydrogenase complex; mitochondrion
Molecular function (GO): flavin adenine dinucleotide binding; dihydrolipoyl dehydrogenase (NADH) activity
Source: RefSeq, a predicted model, not a curated record